GUUACGAGGAUGAUGGUAAACUCCACUUUAUCCUAUUUUAUUCUCAGCGGUUAUUUAGACGUAGGAACUCUGAGGUACUUGUACUUCUGGAUAACUGUGAUGCUGUACGCGGUGACCGUGGCAGCGAACGUGUGUGUGAUCGUGGUCAUCUGCGUGAACAGAAGCUUACAUGAACCUAUGUACCUUUUCCUGGUCAGCCUGUGUGUGAAUGAGCUGUAUGGUAGUUCAGGGUUGUUUCCCUUCCUGCUGCUUCAGAUCCUCUCUGACCUUCACACCGUUUCUGCUGCAGCUUGUUUCCUGCAGAUCUUCUGUCUCUACACGUACGCGCACGUUGAGUUUUUGACCUUGGCCGUCAUGUCUUACGACCGAUAUCUGGCCAUCUGUUGUCCUCUGCGGUAUAACGCGCGCAUGACGUUCAACAAGGCGCUCCUCCUCGUCGCCGUCAUCUGGUUGUACUCUUUUGUUAAAUUUUUAAUCACGUUAUCGUUGAGCGUCCGCCUGACGCUGUGUGGAAACGUCAUUAACAGUUUGUAUUGUCAUAAUUUCUUAGUGGUGAAGUUGGCGUGUUCUGACACCAAAGUCAACAACAUUUAUGGACUUUUCGGGAUCGUUCUCACCAUCGCAGUCCCUCUGCUCCCCAUCCUUUUCUCCUACAUUAAAAUCCUCAGAGUCUGUUUUUCGGGCUCCAGACGGACGAGGCAGAAAGCCGUGAGCACCUGCACACCUCACCUCGCCUCGCUGCUCAACUUCUCUUUUGGCUGCUGCUUUGAAAUAUUACAGAGCAGGGCUGAUAUGAGCGGCGUUCCCAACAUGCUGCGCGUCUUCCUGUCGCUGUACUGGCUCAUCUGCCAGCCGCUCUUUAACCCUUUGAUGUAUGGACUCCAGCUGUUCAAAAUCUGCAGCUUAUGCAAACAACAUCUUCUUUUUGGUAAAAUGUAA
Plectropomus leopardus (leopard coralgrouper) is the source of this 939-nucleotide messenger RNA. Its product is annotated as olfactory receptor 2A14-like. Lineage: Eukaryota; Metazoa; Chordata; Actinopteri; Perciformes; Serranidae. The record is from RefSeq and is a predicted model, not a curated record. Gene Ontology annotation, molecular function: odorant binding; olfactory receptor activity; G protein-coupled receptor activity. Gene Ontology annotation, cellular component: membrane. Gene Ontology annotation, biological process: G protein-coupled receptor signaling pathway; detection of chemical stimulus involved in sensory perception of smell.